AUGGCUGUAGAGUCAGGACCUCAUCCAUCUCUGACUCGUUCAAGAACUUUGAUACUCCAGGAUCUCCUCAAGCCAGCUUUGUGUCCAACACACUUUCAUCAGGAUCCAACAAAUCCUAUCUUCCCCCUCGCUCGUCUCGUCGAAGCCUCUAAUCUUCUCGACAAAAUCCAUACCACUAUUAAUAGCCCCACUGCAGAGAGCACAUUCAACAUAGAAGAAUAUAUUCUGACCAUUCAAACGAUCAUAAACCUCCAAACCAUUUUGAACACGGAGAUCGAGAACAGAAUCCACCUCUAUUCGGGUGGACUAGGUCUGUGUAAUCUUGCCCUCCUAAUAGCAUUCGAAAACGGUGCUGAUGCCCCGCCCAUCGCCACUGUCAACAAGAACUGCAAAUACAGUGCCACAGAAUCUCUGAACUCGGUCCUUUCCACGAUCAUGAGUACGGUUGAACUCUCCACGUCAGGGGCGAGAUCCAUUGAUUUCAACCUGCUUCCGCCAUUCACCACAUUUUUGGUAUACAAAGCAGCGGCGAUUUUGACGAAGGGACUCCUGAUGGAUCCUAGAAGUAGAGAUUGGAGUGAGAGACUGAAUAAUUUGAGACUUUCAAGAAACUUCCUAAGGAUCGUGUCAGCGCGGUGGUUGGCUUGCGAGCGUUACCUCAAUCUUCUUGAUGAAGACACAACACCACGCAUCCUCAAGGCUCUAGAGGAAGGAGGAUAG
Messenger RNA from Exophiala aquamarina CBS 119918, 720 nucleotides. RefSeq lists its product as uncharacterized. Bases 1 to 720 code for a protein of 239 amino acids. NCBI's taxonomy places the organism in Eukaryota, Fungi, Ascomycota, Eurotiomycetes, Chaetothyriales, Herpotrichiellaceae. The record is from RefSeq and is a predicted model, not a curated record. The transcript is spliced from 3 exons.